GCUCGAGUUGUUACGAUAAUGGAGGGUCUUCGUUCAAGCAAUGAACUUAGCCAGGCGGAAGCAGCCGCUGAACUUGCCGAAAUGCUCCUCCUAGGCAACGAAGAAAGUCUCCCGAAUUUGCCAAUCAAGGAUAUCAUACAUGCUCUCAUUGCACUUCUUCAGAAGGAACAUAAUUUUGAAUUGUUGAAACGUAUCGAGUGCAUCGACGUGGCCGAACAGUCUCUAAUGGCACUGGAAGUGAUGUCAAAAAGAAACGGGAAAACUAUUAUGCAAGCGGGUGGCAUAGCAGCAACAAUAUCUCACGUGGAUUUCUUUUCGGUUCCGUCUCAACGUUUAGCAUUUCAAAUAGCUGCGAAUUGUGCGACAUAUGUGACGGCCAAUGAUUUUCCUCAAGUACGCGAUUCACUUGCUGACCUCACACAGCGUCUCCUCGUUGAGGAUAAAAGAUGUUUGGAAUCGGUUUGUGUUCUGUUCUGCCGACUUGUGGACAAUAUGCGCAAUCAUGUGGAUAAGUUGCGCGAAAUAGCGGGUCAGAAUCAUGCACUGCUCAAAAAUGUGCAGCAGCUGCUCAUCGUACAGCCAUGUGCUGUGGGCCCAAAUACAUUCCAGGCAUUGGUGCGAAUGUUGCGUACGAUGGCCUCAAAAUGUAGCGAUCUGGCUGUAGCACUUAUAGCCUUCAACACCAGUGAAACAGAUAUUAGCCUUCAAAUCAAUGGAAAUGUCUAUAAAAUAGAUUUGCAACGAAUGGUGCAACAGAAUCAAGUAACGGGCAAGGAGCGGCCAAUACAGCGACGUGCUCCUGCCUGCUAUAGCAAUGGUCCGGCACUCCGUUACGAGAGUUUGCGUGUGACACUUCGGAUGAUUUAUCCGGCCGAAGUAAGUAUCUUGAAAAGCAUAUUGGCGACGUUGCCGCUGGCCGGACCUAUUGCUAGUGCGCUGGCGUGCCCACGUGGCAAAGAUCUCUGUGUUGUGGCAUCGGCAUUGCAAUUAACCCAUAUACUUCUGAAUAAAUUCCCUGAUAUAUACAUCUCACUGUUCAGGCGUGAAGGUGUUGCACACGAAAUUGAAAAAUUAUCACGAAUGAAACUGGAAUCGCCGGUCUCACUUCCGCCUGUGCAGUCUUCACCAGCUGUGCUUUCUGCCGAACAGGACGUGGCAGCAAGUUCAAGCCGUACACGUGGCAGUCCAAAAACCCGUACUACAUCCGAACAAGGUGCUGCAGCGACAGCUGCAGCUCCAUCUAUUACAAAGCAGAGUGCAGUAAUAGCUGCGAGGAGUCGUAACAAUACACAAGCAGCUCCUGCUGGUUCGUCUUCGUCAUCUUCAUCGUCGUCCGAAGCUGGGCCCAGCUCAAGCAGUGCUACCAGGGUAAUUGUUUCGCCAAGUGGAGGUCGCCAUCGUCGUAAGGCAUCACCAGAGAGUAAAGGUGAUAGGCAGCAACUGGAGACAGAUGAUUAG
Gongylonema pulchrum is the source of this 1458-nucleotide messenger RNA. Lineage: Eukaryota; Metazoa; Nematoda; Chromadorea; Rhabditida; Gongylonematidae. The record is from the annotation of a GenBank genome assembly.